AUCUGGUUUGAGCAAUGGACUAUACAAUUAUAUUACGUUUCUUGUUUGUGUUUCAGGCUAUUGGGCUUGAAGGGGAUGUUCGCAAGCAGGAAGAUGCAAAACGAGUUUUAGAGUCAACUGUCAAGCAUUUUGGUAGGCUUGAUAUUCUCGUGAACAAUGCGGCUGGCAAUUUUCUUGUGAGCGCAGAGGAUUUAUCCCCUAAUGGGUUUCGCACAGUUCUUGAUAUUGAUUCUGUUGGCACAUUUACAAUGUGCCAUGAAGCACUGAAGUAUCUCAAGAAAGGAGGACCGGGAAGGGGUCCAGCUAGUGGAGGAACAAUUGUGAACAUAAGUGCAACUUUGCAUUAUACAGCAUCUUGGUAUCAAAUCCAUGUGUCUGCUGCCAAGGCAGCUGUUGAUAGCCUCACAAGGUCCCUGGCACUAGAGUGGGGAACUGAUUACGAUAUCAGAGUCAAUGGUGUUGCACCAGGACCGAUUAGAGAUACUGUUGGAACUCGUAAACUUGUACCUGAUGAGAUAAAGAACAAAACUAGGGAAUACAUGCCACUUUAUAAAAUGGGGGAGAAACAGGAUAUAGCAAUGGCUGCCCUCUAUCUAGCAUCAGAUGCAGCUAAAUACAUCAAUGGAACAACGGUCAUUGUUGAUGGAGGACUUUGGCUGAGCCGGCCCCGACAUUUACCAAAAGAAGCAGUGAAGGAGCUUUCUCGAGUUGUGGAAAAGAGAUCCAGAGAAGCACCUGUUGGGGUUGCAAAGAGCAAGCUAUAAAAUUUGCUUACCCUGUGAAUAGAUAGUGAUGCUGACACAUUCAACAUUCACACGAAGUAUUGUUGCCCAUUGAUUUGUUACAUGCAAAUGGUGGUGUCCAAGGCAUUGGUGGAAGAGUUCACAAAAGAGCACCCUUGAAAAUUUGUCACGCUCUCUUUUUUUUUUUUUUUGGGUGAAUAAAUGUGUUGCAUUCUUAAUCUUCUGAACUCAGUAAUUUUGUUGAAUUCUCUCCCUGGUGAAAAAAAGGGUUGCCCAAUUAGAGAUACGUCUCUAUAGUGCGUAUGUAGAAAACCUAUUGCCUUUUUUGUUAACUCCCUACUUUCUUAAUUUUGAUUGCUGCUAUAUUUGAAUUCAAUUAUGAGUUAUUGUGCA
Molecule: messenger RNA, 1136 nt
Organism: Macadamia integrifolia
Lineage: Eukaryota; Viridiplantae; Streptophyta; Magnoliopsida; Proteales; Proteaceae
Product: peroxisomal 2,4-dienoyl-CoA reductase [(3E)-enoyl-CoA-producing]
Exons: 5
Coding region: 15-764 (249 amino acids)
Biological process (GO): fatty acid catabolic process
Molecular function (GO): 2,4-dienoyl-CoA reductase (NADPH) activity
Source: RefSeq, a predicted model, not a curated record